AUGAGCUUUCCAGGAAUGACUCCGCCCAUCGGCGGUAUGGGAGGAGCAAACAAUAUGCAGGGCAUGAGUGAUCAGGAGCAGGCAAUGGUCAAGGCGAUGCACGCAGCAAUGGAAUCCUGUCCCGUCAAGACCGCCAUCUCCGGUACGAUGGGUUUUGCGCUGGGCGGUGCCUUCGGCUUGUUCAUGGCUAGUAUGUCCUACGACUCCGCAUUCACCCCCCAAGGAGCCGCGCUCUCCGACCUCCCCUGGCGCGAACAACUCCGCCGCGGAUUCAAAGACAUGGGCGCCCGCUCCUGGUCCUCGGCGAAGAACUUCGGUAUUGUCGGUGCCCUCUACGCCGGCACGGAGUGCUGCAUCGAGGGCCUGCGCGCGAAGAACGACCUCACGAAUAGCGUGGCGGCCGGUUGCAUCACGGGCGGGAUCCUCGGUGCGAAGGCGGGCCCGCAGGCUGCAGCUGCUGGCUGCGUUGGUUUUGCGGCUUUCAGUGCGGCGAUCGAUGCGUAUAUGAGGAUGCCGUCGGAGGAGUAG
Molecule: messenger RNA, 528 nt
Organism: Aspergillus udagawae
Lineage: Eukaryota; Fungi; Ascomycota; Eurotiomycetes; Eurotiales; Aspergillaceae
Product: translocation channel protein TIM22
Exons: 3
Coding region: 1-528 (175 amino acids)
Biological process (GO): protein insertion into mitochondrial inner membrane
Cellular component (GO): TIM22 mitochondrial import inner membrane insertion complex
Molecular function (GO): transmembrane protein transporter activity
Source: RefSeq, a predicted model, not a curated record